Messenger RNA from Myxocyprinus asiaticus (Chinese sucker), 2245 nucleotides. Its product is annotated as transmembrane protein 251-like. NCBI's taxonomy places the organism in Eukaryota, Metazoa, Chordata, Actinopteri, Cypriniformes, Catostomidae. The record is from RefSeq and is a predicted model, not a curated record. Bases 109 to 561 code for a protein of 150 amino acids. The transcript is spliced from 2 exons.
CUUGCUUUUCAGGAAGUGAGUCAUAUGACAACAAUCCUGUGACAUCGCUGUGUGUUUUGGGUUUGAGAAACGAAUUGCACUGAAAACUCCACAAAAUGGAUUGAUCGUAUGAUCAUAAGAAGAGCAUGGAGAAUGAUGAAUUUCCGCCAGCGGAUGGGAUGGAUAGGUGUUGGACUGUACUUGUUGGCUAGUGUUGCUGGGGUGUAUUAUAUAUUUGAGAUCAGCCAAACGUACAACCGGCUUGCACUGGCGCAUGUAGAGAAGGCACCUGGAGCACAGACAAAAUGGUCAGGAGAUGCUUCAUCCUCAUCCCCUUCUUCAACCUCAUGGACACUUACUCUGAGAACAAGACUUCUCCUCUUGCCCUUCUGGGUGUGGGCCACCAUUUUCCUUAUCCCCUACCUCCAGGUGUUUCUCUUUCUUUAUUCCUGCACAAGGGUGGACCCAAAGACUGUUGGAUACUGUAUUCUGCCCAUCUGCCUUGCUGUUCUCUGCAACCGUCACCAAACCUUUGACAAGGCCUCCAAUCAGAUCAGCAGGCUGCAGCUGAUUGACACCUAAGUUUUCCAUGAUGUGGGAUUGGAUCUUGGUGCCAUACACUUUGGUGUCUUAGGGGUUUGGGAAUACAAAUGUGCAUUUUUAAACAAGAUAUUGCAUUGUCUGUACACACUUGUUCACGACUUUAAGGAUUUUGCUACAGGCAUUACAUGGGGGUUAAGGGUUUGCUUUUUUUUCCUUUUGAAAAAAGAUGGUUCAAGCCAUGUGAAGUUCAACACCAUUUUUUGUUUUUGUUUUAACUACAUCUUCAGUGCAAUAUCAGUGUGAUUUUAGUUAAAGUAGAUUAUAACAGGAUCCAGAAGUACUUUCCAUGUUUCCUCAGUCUAAUGGUACUUUAAAAAAUGUUUUGCCUCAAUUUAACUGAAAUAAUAUUUUUAUAUUUUCUUUUAUAAUUGAAAGUGAAUUUGACAAGUGAAUUCUCAAUCAAGCCAUGGUCCAAGAUGUUACCUAGAAUUUUUGCAGUUGAUUUUACACUAAAGAUGGAAGCUGAAAAAAGUUUGUAUGACAGCGAUGUGGGUGUAAAAUGCUGACAGGAGUGCAUGCUAAAUAUUUAGAUAGGAUAUGGACAGUGGAUUAAUUGUGUCACUAUAAUUUCCUGCUGUUCUAUUCAACUCCAGUGGUUAAUAUUUAGUGAACAUUAAUGGUGGAAAACAAGGACAACAAACAGAACAAACAGUACAAAUGGUGCCACGUACAGGUAUGUGUGUUCCAUUUUUUUGUCAACGUUGUCCAUGUUUUUACUGGUUGUGAAUGUAGAAAACGGCACUCAAAUAGGGAACAACAAAAACAAAAUAUGUUUCUUAUCUGUGAUGAAUACAGUUUAAUAUCAGUAUUUUGCCUUCAGUGAUGACUUAUGGUUUGCCCCAGACAUGGAAAGGGAGUAUUUUCCUCAAUCUCUUCAACUUGUGUUUGACAAAUUCUAACUAUCAUGGGUCAAACAGUGGAAAGGCAGUAAAGACGAUUCUAAACAUCUCUGGGUGGGUUUUGGAAAACAAGUUAUGCAUGCCUAUGUCUGUAUGGAAUAUUUAUGGAAUGUCUAAUUGUAGAGGGAUAUCACUAUCAUUUUACAGUCUUUUCUUGCAUAAGCAAAGCAAAGGUUAUUUAGACCUGCAGGGUGUGUAGGUUGUAACGAGUCAGUUGCAAACUUACCUAACCAUGUGUCUCAACUCCUGAACCCACUAUUCAAAAGCCAAUUUCAGCCUCUCCGGCUGCCCCUUUCAGUUUAGCCUGUGCUAUAGACCCAGGUGUUUCAUUUUUCAACAUUACUGCUUGUUAGUAUGGAGACAAUGCUUUUGGCCAUGUCUGGAGAGUUUUACGUGUUUGUUAAAAUGUUCAAAACAAGGCAAAUUGUUUUUGUCUAAAAGGGCUUGUCUGUGAAUUUAUAACGAUAAUGUUUAAUCUGUAUUUGUUAUGAACUUUCCAUUGCCGUCCUUGUACACUGUGAUUUCAAACAAGUCUGGAUUCUGACAAAACUCAAUGUAAUGUGCAGUGCAUAUUCAUUUGAAACCGUUACACUGACAUAUUAUUUGUUGCCAAUUAGAAACUCCAUACAUUUAAUGGGACUGUCUGCAUUCAAAGUUUAUUGCACAAUGGUUUAUUACACCUGUUAAAAAAGUACUGAUAACUACUGUCAAUUUGUAACUUUAUGCCAGGAAAAAUGUAACACUAAAACAAUUUUCCUAUCACA